Fusarium subglutinans is the source of this 690-nucleotide messenger RNA. RefSeq lists its product as uncharacterized. Lineage: Eukaryota; Fungi; Ascomycota; Sordariomycetes; Hypocreales; Nectriaceae. The record is from RefSeq and is a predicted model, not a curated record. The transcript is spliced from 6 exons. The coding region runs from base 1 to 690 and encodes 229 amino acids.
AUGUCCUUCCUCUUGAACCCAUCCAGCUCACGCGAGCCUGCGACGAAAGAUGAGGCGGCAGCUCAGCAUAUGACUGUUGAGAAGCUUGAACACGAUCGGAUUGUCGGUCUCCAACUGCUGGUUGGUACCCGAUUGAGCUACACUCUGAUCCUUUGGAUUUUGAAAGCAGCCCUGCUUUCAUUCUACUCUCGAAUGUGGAGGCUCAUUUCUAAGGAAACACAGCCGGUAUGCCAGAAGGGCAUGGUUUACUUCUUUGCUCUAGCCGUAGGCAAUAUCAGCACAGAUAUUGCACUACUAAUACUGCCUUUCCCGACCCUCGCUGUGGCGAGACUAAACACGAGAACUAAGAUCCAACUAGGAAUCUUGUUCAGUAUUGGUCUUUUGGUCAUCGCAAUCACAAUUGUCCGGAUACCGCUGAUUCUUAACGAUUCCAUGUCUCAAAAGGCUCGGUCCACAUGGGCAACUAUAGAGAUUCUAUGCAGCUGCAUUGUGGCAAACACGCCUUUCUUUUAUGGACUGUUGAGAGAGCUUGGACAACACAAGGGUACACAGCCUUCAGCUACCGAUCCGAGUAGAUCAGAAGGUCCAUUCUAUCUCCAGAGCAAAGGAGCAGACCACCGCUCCUAUGAGCUGCAGGCUGCAAAUAGUGAUGGAAACAACAAUUCACAGGAGCUGAUCAUAAUGCCGUAA